AAAUACAAUUGACAAACACUUAAAAAAUUAGAUGCUGUUAGAACGCCAAGAUCAUGACAUAUAUCUUAUACAGACCACAUAUGGUAGGUAUAUAGCAUUGUGAGAAGCCAUCAUCAAGAGACGCAAGCAACAUAACAGGGAAGAAGCACAGACAGAUUAAGAUGCCGGAAUAUUGUGUAACUGGAGGCACAGGGUUCAUAGCAGCAAACCUAGUAAAGUCGCUACUUGAAAAGGGACAUACUGUACGUGCUACUGUUCGAAAUCCAGAAAAUGAAGAGAAGGUAGGAUUUUUAUGGGAAAUGAAGGGAGCAAAAGAAAACCUCAAAAUCAUGAAAGCAGAUUUGAUGGAGGAAGGAAGCUUUGAUGAAGCUAUCAAAGGUGUUGAUGGUGUUUUUCAUGCUGCUGCUCCUGUGCUUGUGCGAUAUGAUGAAAAUGUCCAAGAAAAUCUGAUUGAACCUAGUAUAAAUGGAACUUUGAAUGUCCUAAGAUCAUGCAUAAAGGCUACUACUGUUAAAAGGGUUGUAUUUACCUCUUCAUGUUCUGCUAUAAGAUACCGCGAAGACGUCCAGCAUAUUUCCCCUCUUAAUGAGUCUCACUGGAGUGAUUCCGACUACUGCAAAAAACAUAAUCUUUGGUAUGCAUAUGCGAAGACAUUAGCUGAGCAGUCAGCAUGGAAGAUUGCCAAAGUAAAUGGUCUUGAUUUGGUGGUAGUGAACCCAUCAUUUGUCAUUGGUCCCUUAAUUGGACCGCAACCUACUAGCACACUGCUGCUACUGCUUGGGAUCAUUAAAGGUGCAAUAGGUGAAUAUCCGAACCAGGAAAUAGGGUUUGUGCACAUUGAUGAUGUGGUAGCAGCACACAUUCUGGCCAUGGAAGAAAGCAAGGCAUCCGGGAGGCUGAUUUGCUCAAGCGCAGUAGCUCAUUGGUCAAAAAUCAUAGACAUGCUGAAAGCUAAGUAUCAAAGCUAUCCAUGUGAAAAAAUGUGUGGAUCUCAGAAAGUAGAUGACAAGCCUCAUAGCAUGGAUACUAGCAAGAUUGAACAACUGGGAUUUCCUGGCUUUAAGACAAUUCCUCAAAUGUUUGAUGACUGCAUCAAAAGCUUCCAAGAUAAGGGCUUUCUUUAAUGCUCUUAUCUGUCUGCUAUUUCAGUUAAGCAUUUACAGUCAGUACAAGUAUAGUAGAAUCCUAAUUAUUUGAAUAACUAAACAUUGUUUUUCUGCUUCUGAUUAUACGAAGAUGAUUAGUCACGUAUUGUACUAGAAUAACAGAGACUUACUGUUCCCUGAUGUCAGAAUGUCUCUUUACAAGAAUAUUUGAAAUUCACAUACUCGAUCUCAUC
Messenger RNA from Chenopodium quinoa (quinoa), 1339 nucleotides. Its product is annotated as tetraketide alpha-pyrone reductase 2-like. The coding region runs from base 162 to 1124 and encodes 320 amino acids. The record is from RefSeq and is a predicted model, not a curated record. Gene Ontology annotation, molecular function: oxidoreductase activity, acting on the CH-OH group of donors, NAD or NADP as acceptor. Lineage: Eukaryota; Viridiplantae; Streptophyta; Magnoliopsida; Caryophyllales; Amaranthaceae. The transcript is spliced from 6 exons.